Molecule: messenger RNA, 1032 nt
Organism: Hydractinia symbiolongicarpus
Lineage: Eukaryota; Metazoa; Cnidaria; Hydrozoa; Anthoathecata; Hydractiniidae
Product: YY1-associated factor 2-like
Exons: 3
Coding region: 64-492 (142 amino acids)
Biological process (GO): positive regulation of DNA-templated transcription
Cellular component (GO): nucleus
Molecular function (GO): transcription coregulator activity; DNA binding
Source: RefSeq, a predicted model, not a curated record
UACGGACAGUGGUUAUAAAUACAUAUUUUAUAGUUUAAACAAGAAAAAGGAAGUAUAUACUUGAUGGAUGAUUAUUGGGAGUGUUCUGUUUGUACUGUACAAAAUAAGAGUGAAGCCUUCAAAUGUGAAGUUUGCAACACAAGAAAGGGAACAUCAACAAGAAAGCCUCGCGUGACAGCCAGUUUUGUCGCUCAGCAAAUUGCGUCAUCAUUUCCGCCCAUUCCACCACUUCCACCAUCGUCAAAAUAUCAGAGAAGCAAUUCUGGCAAGAGGAGCACAACCAAGAAAGGCCUAAGAAGCAAUUUGAAGUUCAGUAUUGAUAAAAGUAGUGCUGAAGAAAUCGAAAUCACAGUUGAUGACGUCACUGUUGUUAUAACAGAUUACAAACUUCUUCCGAAGAAAAUUGAGGUACAAACACCGGAUGAUAACGAAAUUAACCCGAAAAAAGUCCAAAUUGCGGAGAUCGAACAGAUUUCCCCAAAGGAGGAAUAAAAUAAUAUUCGAAUUUUGUAUGAUGUAGUCACAGUCAAACAAAGUUGGCUAUUAACAGAAAAAUAUGCAUUUAUAGACCAGCAACUAACAUAUUGCAACGCUCUGAUUCGGACAGAUACAGCAGUACCCCGUGGAAUAUUUAUACGUAGGAGAGUUUUCUUGCUAAUUAUAUGUUUUUUAUUCUUAUUUUUUAUAUAUUGAAACAUUGAAAGCCAAUAUAUAUUGGAUGUUAUUUCUGAUCAGUUUUUUUACAACUUUGAGAAGGGAGAGAAUAAGCUUUUUGGUAAAUUGAACUUAUUACUGCGAAAAGAAAAUUGGUUUUCGGAAUUAUAGGCCACUUUGAGUGGACUUUGUGUUAAGCGUGCCAAAAAUAAAUCCGUUUUUUAUGCUAAACACAAAAUCGACUUAUAAUAAAGAAACUCCGCGAAGGAGAAUAAUUCAAAUAUUAAUAAAAUAUUUGCAUGCUUUUGUAAAAUUAUUUAGCACAAGCACUCCUUCGCUAUGUAUAUUUUGAUUACGAAAUAAAGAAAGUGUAAACUA